Messenger RNA from Amyelois transitella, 1581 nucleotides. RefSeq lists its product as uncharacterized. Bases 86 to 1501 code for a protein of 471 amino acids. The transcript has 10 exons. NCBI's taxonomy places the organism in Eukaryota, Metazoa, Arthropoda, Insecta, Lepidoptera, Pyralidae. The record is from RefSeq and is a predicted model, not a curated record.
AAUUGCCAUCUUUGUAAUUUCAUUUAUAACAAAAAAUAUAUAAAGUGGCAUUUGUGUUUAUCAUUACAAUUGAUGUGACGGCACAAUGGAUCGACCAUUGCGUCUUAUUUAUUGUGUGUUUGGUUUAGUUACGUUCUGUCAAGCAUCAAUCAUACCCUGUAAAGACGAUGACACAAAAUGCUUGGUUUCAACAGCCAAUGACAUAUAUCCUAAGAUAAUGUCUGGCGAUGCUUCCAUUGGAGCCGAAAUAUUAGACCCUGUGUGGAUAGAUGAAAUCGAUGGCUCAGUGACCAUAUUGAAGUAUAAAUUUGAAAGGUGCACAGUGGCUGGUUAUAAAAAAUGUAAUAUUACGAGUCUAAGGAUUGACGCCCAUAAUUCUAAAUUAAAAUUGAACUUAAUGUGCCCCGAAGUAAAUCUCUCUGGAUUUUACGAUAUCAACGGUCGUCUGAUAAUACUGCCAGUACAAGGAAAUGGAAAUUUUUCAAUAGAUGCAUAUUCUUACAACAUAAAUAUCGACGCAACAUACAAAAUUGUAAAAACCGACGACAGAAAAGAAUAUAUUACCAUAAAAAAUUUCAAUUUCGAUGCGAAUGCGGAAAAGGGAGCCAAGUUCCAGUUUGAUAAUUUGUUCAAUGGCCGAAAAGAUUUAGCUGAUUCAGUUCUUAAAUUUGCAAAUGAAAAUUCAAAAGAAGUUCUCCAAGAGUUUCAAAGACCAAUACUCUCCAUCACCUACAAGAUAUUUAUCAAAAAUAUCUAUAAAUUUCUAAAAGCAAUGCCUAUGGACAAUAUUUUUAAACAAAUUUAUCCAAAAUUACAUUCUUUCACUUGUGUACGCGCAAGUCUUACACCUCCCACACCGUGCAAAGCAGAUGACACCAAUUGUAUGAUGACUAUCGGGAAAUCAGUUUACAAGCAAGUACUGACAGGGGAUAAAUCUAUUGGCGCUGAACGACUGGAACCUAUGAAAUUUGAUGAAAUAGAUGGCGGCCUUACCAUGCUUAAGUUCAAAAUGACAGACACGACCAUAUCUGGAUACGAAAAAUGCGAUAUGAAGGAUUUAAAACAUGAUAACGCCAAAAUGAGUUUUGCUAUGAAAAUAACGUGCCCGCAUUUAGAAGUGGUUGGGACUUAUGACAUGGACGGUCGUCUCAUAGUCCUCCCUGUGCAAGGAAAAGGAAAAUUCUCCAUCAUCAUGGAUUCAUAUGACCUAUCACUGACCGUCACAUACAAAAUUGUAAAAGAUGACGGUGGCAAGGAACAUCUUAGUAUCAAAACAUACCAAGCUGAGGCAGAACCUAUCAAAGGCGUAAAAUACGAAUUCCAGAAUCUAUUCAACGGCAAACAAGAUUUGGCCAAUUCAGUGCACAAAUUUGCCAAUGAGAACUGGAAAGAAGUGACGCUCCAAUUCCAAGGCCCCAUCAUAGCCGCUACUUUCAAGAAACUGAUAAAGAAUACUAAUAAAUUUUUGAAGGCAAUGCCGAUGGACAAAGUAUUUUUAUAAAUACAACGUGUUUUUAAAUUUGAAUUUCUACAAAUGAAAUUUUGUGUUUAAUAAAUGAUGAGGACUGCUGUUGACUGACA